AUCGACACUGCCUAUCGAUAUAACUAUCGGAAUUCGCAGCCGGAGUAAAUUUUGCUAGAAAAUAAAAAUUAAUCAAUUAAAAUGAACCGAGUGAAGACCACACAGUCCAAGACGGGAGAGAUUAUCGCGUACAGCGAGGGCGCCAUCCGGAACAACAUAUCCGCCGUGGAGUAUUGCCGGACAUCGAUGGCCGCCAUUUCGGGCUGCGCUGCUGGUAUUCUUGGACUGAGCGGAACCCUGGGCUUCCUGUUCUACUUCCUGUCCGUGUUCGUGCUCUGGAUCCUGGUGCUCCUCAAGUCGGGAACCCAGUGGCGCAAGUUCUUCAUCAACCGCAGAAAUCUGCUGACCAACCAGUUCAUGGGCGGCCUUUGCACCUACGUGCUCUUCUGGACAUUCCUCUACGGCAUGGUUCACGUGUACUAGCACUAGCCCAUUUGCAAAACACACAACACAUAUAUAGCGAAAUAAACAUAGGAUCUUUGGUUUAACACACAA
Drosophila elegans is the source of this 495-nucleotide messenger RNA. RefSeq names its product ER membrane protein complex subunit 6 (gene EMC6). Gene Ontology annotation, biological process: autophagosome assembly; protein folding in endoplasmic reticulum. The record is from RefSeq and is a predicted model, not a curated record. The coding region runs from base 82 to 423 and encodes 113 amino acids. The transcript is spliced from 2 exons. Lineage: Eukaryota; Metazoa; Arthropoda; Insecta; Diptera; Drosophilidae. Gene Ontology annotation, cellular component: membrane; endoplasmic reticulum; EMC complex.